UGCAGAUGUACCUGAUGAAGUGGCCUGAAGGACGGGGCCACCGGAAUAGGUCCUGGUCAGAUCCUUCAGCAUCGCCGAUUUAGCCUUCCUGCACAUCAUUCUCACUCCCAUCUGCGACUCAGGGUCCUAAAACCUGACCUAUGCCACCGGCCCAGGCUGUGUCGGUCGGUUCGCCCAUACGGUAUGCAGCCGGUCGGGACGCGUUCCGUACCCUGUAACGUACGGACAUUACCGGAAGCCGCCCGUACCUUACAAGGCCCGAGCAAACAGGUGUCAACCGUCUUAUCAUCUGGCGGGAUCGGCCUCCGAUAACCUGGCUGAUUGGCAUCGUGCCUCCGCAAUCCUUCCACUUGGCUUGACUCAUGCUUUAUUUUAUCUUGCUAUCUCCUUGUGCGGACACCUCUUCUUGAGUAUGCUAAUGUAACCGGUGACUCCUAUUAUACAUCCCAGCAAGAGCUAGAUUCUUCAUUGCAGCACUCAAAGAUGGCUACCAACCGCAUUGUGAUUCUGGGGGCCGGUGUGUCUGGUCUCACCACCGCAUAUCUUCUGUCUAAAGAUGCCUCCAACAGCAUUACUGUCCUCGCCAAACACAUGCCCGGUGAUUAUGACAUCGAGUAUGCUUCUCCAUGGGCUGGAGCAAACUAUCUCCCGUAUGUCCUCCAAGGUGUUGGCAAGGCUGGGAGCGACCACGAGAGAUGGGAACGAAACACUUGGCCCGCCCUGAGAGAGCUGACGAAGAACUGUCCUGAAGCGGGCAUCCAUUUCCAAGAGACCAUUGUGUAUAACCGUACAAAGGAUCAGGGAUCAGCAACCGGCGAAUGGUUCUCCGAAUUGGUACAGAAGGACCCAUGGUAUAUGGAUGUUGUUCCUGACUUCCAAGAUAUCCCGGCCGAUCAACUAGCCCCCGGGAUCGACAACGCAUCCAAGUUCACAUCAGUGUGUAUCAACACCGCAGUCUACCUUCCCUGGCUGGUCGGGCAAUGCCGGAAAAACGGCGUCGUCUUCAAACGAGCUGUGCUCAAGCACGUAGCUGACGCAGCCCACGGCCACCACACCGGUCAAAAGGCCGAUGUGGUAGUCAACUGCACUGGACUUUCGUCCAAGAAGUUGGGCGGCGUGCGUGAUGACAAGCUUUACCCUGCACGCGGCCAGAUCGUCGUCGUGCGCAAUGACCCAGGUAAAAUGGUAUCCAUCUCCGGCACUGAUGACGGAGAGGAUGAGGUCGUCUACAUGAUGACUCGGGCAGCAGGUGGUGGCACCGUCAUUGGAGGCUCGUAUCAGAAGAAUCAGUGGGAUCCGUUGCCCGAUCCCAACCUGGCCACCCGCAUCAUGAAACGAGCAGUAGCACUAUGCCCGGAGCUGGUGGAGAAGGGCCAGGGCAUCGAGGGUCUGGAUAUCAUUAGACAUGGUGUUGGACUCCGUCCGCUUCGCGAGGGCGGACCACGAGUUGAAGCCGAGAAGAUCGACGGCGUGUCCGUCGUGCAUAAUUAUGGUCAUGGAGGAUUUGGAUACCAGGCUUCGUUUGGCUGUGCGGGAGAUGCGGUGAAAUUGGUUCAGGAAGCCCUGCGUCAGAAGGAUAAAGCGAAGUUGUAGACUUGCUUGCAUGAGUAUGAGUUGACGAGAAAAAUAAAAUAAAAUAAACCCAAG
Aspergillus ibericus CBS 121593 is the source of this 1647-nucleotide messenger RNA. Its product is annotated as FAD-dependent oxidoreductase. The record is from RefSeq and is a predicted model, not a curated record. Lineage: Eukaryota; Fungi; Ascomycota; Eurotiomycetes; Eurotiales; Aspergillaceae. The coding region runs from base 484 to 1593 and encodes 369 amino acids. Gene Ontology annotation, molecular function: D-amino-acid oxidase activity; FAD binding. The transcript is spliced from 5 exons.